Molecule: messenger RNA, 117 nt
Organism: Phytophthora nicotianae INRA-310
Lineage: Eukaryota; Oomycota; Peronosporomycetes; Peronosporales; Peronosporaceae
Exons: 1
Coding region: 1-117 (38 amino acids)
Source: RefSeq, a predicted model, not a curated record
AUGCUGGCGAAGCGCGAGCUUGCAGCAAAAUCGCGGGCGACUACGACGUGGACGACGGUGGGAUGCUUCUUUACUGCCCAAGCGCAGGAAGAGAUGACGGUGACCGAGAUCGCUUAG